CGCAGCCAAAUACGAGUACAUGAUGAACUAAGAAACAUUCAACCACCCCAAAGCAAAGGAACAUCCCCCACACGUGACAUUGUCCUUAAUAGGGAAGCUGCUUUUCGCACACUUUAUUUUUUUCACGAUUGUUGGUGCUUGUGGACCUUUUUAAUUUUCUAAUUAUUUUUCUUUUCUCCCAUUUUCUCCAAAUUCACGUUCUUCUUUCUACAACACCUCCUUCUUCUAAAAUCCCUCAUCUUGAGUUGUAUGCUACCAUCAUGCCAUUGUCCGGCGGUCUUUUCCCCCACUGGCGUCGCAAAGCGGCGGAACGCUCCAGCAACAACUCGUAUGAGGUUCCAUACUACAUGAACGCAGCGUAUUAUCCCAAUUGGCGGAUAUACCGAAAACAACCUCCUUCAUCGCUCAGACUGGGAUUUGUCUCUCAUAUCUUCUACGCAUUUGCUUGGGUCAAAGAAGACGGCACCGUAUAUCUAAGCGAUGAAUGGGCCGAUGCGCAAAUGCCUGUGGACGGCACGCAGGGCUGUAUCCGGGCCUUCACGCAGCUGAAACCGCAAUACCCCAAGAUGAAAGUCAUUCUCUCCGUCGGCGGGGGCGGCAAGGGAAGCGAGAACUUUGCCCUCGUGGCGCGGAGUCAAUCGCGCACCGAGACAUUUGUCCGCACGGCCAGGGCGCUGGUAGACCAAUUCGGCCUUGACGGCCUCGACAUUGACUGGGAACACCCCGCCGACCCACAAGAAGGCAUGGACUACGUCCGACUACUAGCAAAGCUGCGGGAAGCACUGCCUUUGCCGCGAUUCGUAUUAGCAACCUGUCUUCCGGCGGGCCAAUGGGCUCUCCGGAAUAUCGAUCUCUCCAAGGCAUCUAUGUACCUCGACCUGAUCAAUCUUAUGACGUAUGAUUUUGCUGGACCUUGGACGAACGAGAGCGGACACCAUGCGCAAUUGUAUAGUCCUUCUCGGAAUCCGGGCGCUGUCUCUUGCCAAUCCAGUGUGCAAUAUGUGCUUUCGCAGGGUGUCGAUCCGAAGAAAAUCUUGCUAGGAGUCCCUGCCUACGGCCGGUCAUUUUUGGGUAGCGAGAAGCCCGGUCAACGGUAUGCUGGUACGGGUGGCGAGGACGGCGUGUUCGACUACAGUGAUUUGCCCCGUCCUGGCGCUAAGGAGCAUCACGAUGAUAAGCUGGGCGCAGCGUACUGCUCCGGUGGUGAUGGCGGGUUCGUAACCUAUGAUACGCCGCGGACGGUGCAGCAGAAGGCUAGGUUUGCGACCAAAACGAAGCUGGGAGGACUGUUCUAUUGGCAUAUCGGAGGAGAUGCACGCGGUCCGCGGAGUCUGAUCGAGACCGGGUAUAACACGCUACAUGAGAUGUAGCGUGUGUAGUCGAAAGAUCCCACUCGAAGCGCGGAGAGAUA
Aspergillus pseudonomiae is the source of this 1411-nucleotide messenger RNA. Its product is annotated as glycoside hydrolase family 18 protein. Gene Ontology annotation, biological process: carbohydrate metabolic process; chitin catabolic process. The record is from RefSeq and is a predicted model, not a curated record. NCBI's taxonomy places the organism in Eukaryota, Fungi, Ascomycota, Eurotiomycetes, Eurotiales, Aspergillaceae. The transcript has 4 exons. Gene Ontology annotation, molecular function: chitin binding; chitinase activity. The coding region runs from base 261 to 1370 and encodes 369 amino acids. Gene Ontology annotation, cellular component: extracellular region.